AUGAAUUCGCCGGUCAUCUCACUCAAGAAAUUCAGAUCGACAAUCUUCAACAACAGUCCAACCAACACGGCCAAGAACAACGAACCACUCACGAGCAGUACUCACGACCGGCUGACUAAGAACGACCGGCUGACUAAGGACGACCGGCUGACCAAGAACGACCGGCUUACUGUUGAUACUUCGAGCUCAUCCAAGAUCAUUUCGUCAUCAGCCGGUUUCACGAUCUCCUCAUCAGCCUCUUCGUCAGCCUCCUCCUUCGUCUCAGCCUCCACCAACCAAUCCAACCCAGACCACAAUCAGCCACCAGCACCAAACCAUCAUCUCCCAAACGGGGCCGGAUUCAGGAACCCAUGGCCAUCAGCCAACUCCAAUCAAUCUUACCACUUAGUCAACCUCAUCAACAACGGAAUCCCACUCCAACUGGCCAAGAAACUCUCAACCGACCUCAAACCGGUUCGCACCCUCCCCGCCGAUCUCAAGCUCUACGCCAACCAAAACCAAGCACCAUCAUCAUCCCCUCUUUCUAACACAUUAGUCUCCACUUGGCUUGGCCAUGCAGGCUAUCUCGUCCAAUUUCCAAUGCUAUCUAGAGCCACCUCUAAUCAGAAGCGACGACCGUUCAGGAUCCUAUUUGACCCGAUGUUCUCAAUCCGGGCGGGGCCGACCCAAUGGACAGGGCCCAAGAGAUUGAAACCAAGCCCAUGUCACAUCAAACAAAUUCCGACGGUUGAUAUCUGUUUCAUCUCCCAUUCUCAUUACGACCAUCUAGACUAUGAUACUAUCCAAGAACUCUCCCAACGACAGCCCCAUCUGCAAUAUUUCGUCCCACUAGGCUUGAAAGCAUGGUUCGAUUGUGUGUCGGUGCCAUCGGACCAAGUAGUCGAGCUGGAUUGGUGGCAAUCGCGAGACUGGGACCCUGCCGUGGUCCGGAGCUCCCAACAGGCGACGCCGGUGGAUCGGGCGAGCACACCCGUCUUGCCAGACCGUGCCAGUUCCUCGAUCCGGAUAACCUGUGUUCCUGCCCAACAUUCAAGUGGUCGGUCUUUGAUGGACCAGAAUACAUCCCUCUGGUGCGGAUGGAUCGUCGAGCAGAUCGACCCUGGCUCCCCGCCCUCCAUCCCUCAAGUAACUCAUUCUUCUUCUCCCAAGUUCGUCCCCCUGCUGCCCUUGCCAUCUGCAACUACCAUCACCUCUUCCUCCCCACAUCAACCAUCAUCCGCCGACCAUCGUGAUCGCCGGAAAUGUUGUGUUUAUUUUGCAGGCGUUUUCUGGCUCGCUGCGAUGCAACAGGAUACUGGCUACCGGAGCAACACGACCGGAGACUAA
Puccinia graminis f. sp. tritici CRL 75-36-700-3 is the source of this 1326-nucleotide messenger RNA. RefSeq lists its product as uncharacterized. The record is from RefSeq and is a predicted model, not a curated record. Bases 1 to 1326 code for a protein of 441 amino acids. Gene Ontology annotation, biological process: N-acylethanolamine metabolic process; N-acylphosphatidylethanolamine metabolic process. Gene Ontology annotation, molecular function: N-acylphosphatidylethanolamine-specific phospholipase D activity. Lineage: Eukaryota; Fungi; Basidiomycota; Pucciniomycetes; Pucciniales; Pucciniaceae. Gene Ontology annotation, cellular component: cytoplasm; membrane-bounded organelle. The transcript is spliced from 6 exons.